This is a messenger RNA of Phragmites australis (common reed), 4693 nucleotides long. RefSeq lists its product as uncharacterized. Bases 560 to 4348 code for a protein of 1262 amino acids. NCBI's taxonomy places the organism in Eukaryota, Viridiplantae, Streptophyta, Magnoliopsida, Poales, Poaceae. The record is from RefSeq and is a predicted model, not a curated record. The transcript has 4 exons.
CUCUCUUGAGUUGCUGUUAAUGGUACAGUCCUGCCUUUGUCUUGGUGGAGAACCAGAUGCUUUUGAUGUGUGAGUGGUUGGUGUUUCCUUCUCCCCCUUUUUUUAUUUCUUCACCCCUAUCUCUUAGUAUUGCAGUGUGGGACUAGGAGAGAGAAAGUGGGAUACAUAGCAACGCAACAAAUUCAGCAGCGUCUCUCUCCCCAUUUCUUCCCCUUUUCCUCACCUCUCUUCCUUCCCGUCUGCUUCCAGCCCCCAGAAAUCAAAGCUCCCACCACCACAGAGCUCCUCACCAUCCUCUCCAUCUGCUCACUGUGGGGAUCUAUCAGGAUGCUCGCUCUUGUACGCGCGCGGCUGGGGGAACAGAUGUGAUUUAAGGUGCCUGAUGAGGUAGUGAGCGGCCAAGGAAGCAAAGUAUCUUGCUUUCCACCUGUUGAACUUACCAUCUUGGUAUGCUGGAGUGCAAGGAUAAGAGCAGGCCCAAUUGCUGCAGAGCUCUUGGGUUCUUGGUGCCAACUGUAGCUGUAGCAGAUCUGGUGGGAGCAGCGAAGGCGUUCAUCAGAUGUUAUCCUGUGAGCACCCUUCAGGCCCCUCAUGCUCCUCCAAGUCUGCUGGCUCGGGUGUGAGCGCUGAUCCGGCGACGUCCGCGGCGGAGGCGCCGGCGUGCCAGGAUCCCAGAGAUCUGGUCCAACCGUGCCCCAAGUUCUCAAUAAGAGAUUAUGUUUUCGCUUCAAGGAGCAAAGGCGUCAAGAGAAGCUGGCCUUUCCAUCCACACUCGUUGCAGCUUUGCCUGAAGCGUGGUGUGAAGGAUCCAUUGCCUCCAUUUGAGCCUCCUGGUUUGAUCCGGUCACAGUCAUUUAAUACUUUCACAGACGUCGAGCAAUCUGCUGCAUGUAAAGAAGCCAUCGCUUGUGUUGGUCUGGUGAAGACUAGAGAUGCUAGUUCGUCAAACGUGGAUACAAGUGAUAUCAACUCCCAGUCAUGCCAACCAGUAGAUGAGUCACUUGGUCCGUCACCAUACACAUCACCAGAGGAUGGGAAAUCUGGUAUCGACCAAGUGGGGAGUACAAAUGAAUCAGACCAUACUGAUGAAGCUGUAGCAGUAGAUCUGCAAGAUAAUAGCUGUACAAAAGCAAGUCGACGAGCUGAGGUUGUUGUGCCCUCGUGGCGGUCUAGAAAUCUUGACUCAUCGUGUGAGCCAUCUGAAAAGAAGUGCAAGUUUGUAGUCAAGUUAGGCACCCCGGCAGAUAUUCGGCGGACGGAAGACAUAGCAUCUAACUCUAGCUCAGUUUCAGACCCAAUGGCUUCAAAGACUUGUCCUGUUUGCAAAGUGUUUGCUUCCACUUCGAACACCACAUUGAAUGCCCACAUAGAUCAGUGUCUUUCAGUUGAAUCUAAUACUGAGCUCGUUGAAACAGUUCUUGUGAAGCCUAAAGUGAAGCCAAGGAAGAAGCGAUUGAUGGUGGACAUAUACAAGACUGCCCUUCCAUACACACUCGAGGAUCUUGAUCGAAGGAAUGGCACUAAUUGGGCAAUUGAGUUGGCUAUGCCUACUGUGAACAAGGAGGUUUGCACGGAGAACCGAAGCCCAGAAGUGGUACCAUUUAACCCAAGAGAUGAUGAAAGAGAAGGAGAUGUUUAUGUUGAUUCUAAUGGCAUAAAAAUUCGAAUUUUGUCCAAGUGUAGUGAUGCACCUUUGGUGUUGGGGGAUGAGCUUGGUUCAAGGAAAGUUGCAAAGCAUGACACUGGGAAAGGUAUACUCAUGAGCAAAAAGAUUUUGAAGUCGAAAUUUUUGAAGAAUAAGAAGCUCAAGAUGCAAGGAAAGAAGUACGAUAAAGUAAAUCGUUUGAAUUCCCAGGUUCAAGCAUACCCACGUGGAGGUAUCAGUGAAGACACCUCUGAGGGGGAGAUGCAUAUGUGGAAUCCUACUGAAAGCACCAGCAACCAUGGUUCGGGGACUAUGAGGCAGUGGGUGUGCUCCAAGCGCUCAGAUAUCGCAAAGAAUGCUAGCAGAAAGCUUGGUGACAAAAUAUUUGAUAAAGUGACAUCUGGAACUAAGAAAUUGGCUAGGAGCAGCAUGCCUUCCUUUGAUGAUUCUCAAAUUCCAGAAAGUCCUACUGGGGCAUUUUCUUCCCAGUUACCAGAAGAGACGGCCACUACUUCAGAAGCCAAUGGCGUUGAACAGAGUAAUGGUUCUUCAAGGCUGCUCAGAUCAAUUCCGAGAUGGUCGUCGGAAACUCCUCGGCAGAGCAUUGUCCCGCCAAAAGUACCUAGAUCAGCUGCUGCUCUUGCCAAGAGAAAAAUUAAGGAGAUUGGAAGGAGAGAAGCUAAUAAGCUAGAUAAUUACGAUAUAAUGAGGGACUCCACCUCAGAGAAAAGCUCUGAAGCUAGGAGUCUUUCGUUCUCCAUUGCAGGGCCGGGCGAUGGACCAAAUAGACUAGCAUCUUCCUCUAAGAAGUUCCGGAAGCACAGGUCUCUGUUGAGGACUGGCAGGCGUGCAUUUUCACCUUCUGGCGGUAGGCUAGCUCAUGGUUUUGUCCAAGACUAUGAACCUGAUGCAAGACAUGUAAACAAGAAGUUCAGGGUUACUAGUAACGGAGCCCCCAAGAAGUUCGUGAAGCAUACUGAAGAGGAUACUGCAGAUAAUGACUUCUCUUUUGGAAGUGACAUGCAAAUAUUGGGACAACAGGAUGAUCAAUAUGAUGUGGCACAACAAACAGACUGUACACAAAUGGAUUAUGAAUGUGAGGAACCUGAAACUGAUACACCACGGGCUUCAGUGUCCAGGCGUAAUCCUGCUGACUGUUGCAAUGAAAUACGCUAUGGUUCUCCAAGUCCUGAAAAUGACACAACUGCCAAUGAUGUUUUGGUUGAAGGCAUUGGUGUAGCAGUGGAGGAUCAAAGCUCUAGUGACCAAUCAGCACGUCAUGCUCAUGAAUCCAACAGUGCUGUCAAUAAUGAGAUGGAGGAAUGGCGGAUAGAUCCAGCUUCAACAAAGGAAUCUAGUGCCUGCUUGACUAAUAACAGAGACAUGGGUCCUGGAGCUCCUCAGGAUAACUCAUCAAUAACGUCAAAUAGAGAAGACUCUAACCAAGAGCAUGGUUUGCCAUUCGAACAUGACUCACUGGAUUCUCCUAUAUCAACUGCCUCAACUAUGUCUCCAACUGCUCUGAAGGAUUCUAAGAUUAAAGAGACAGAACCAGGUCCAUCUACUGUUAAGACCAUUGAAGAGCAAAUCACUGGGGGCUUGAACCAAGAAAUCAAUUCUACGCCUAUGGCCAGAGAAGGUGAACAACUGCCUAAUGAGAAGCCUUUUUGUUGUUCUUGUCGGGAGAGCAUUUCCAGAGAGUCUCAGCUACACCAUCAAAGUGCAAUAGACAGACCAAUGCUGAAUUUUACUGGAAAGAAGGUUCCACCGUUGCACAUCGGUUUGAGGGCAUCAUCAUCUUUCAGCACAUACCAAAGAACCAGCACAAAGGCUAACCCUUGCUUAGAUUCACAUGAUCAACCAUUAGCGGCUAAGGUUUCAGCUGAAUCUGCUAUGAACCUCCCAUCCUAUACAACAGACUGUAUGAGUCCCUCAUUACAAACUCAGCUUCCUUCACCAUCAAAUCCUAUCUUGAGACUGAUGGGUAAGAAUUUGAUGGUGAUGAACAAUGAAGAGAGCAUGCAUCCUCAAGUACCAAAUUCAGACUACAUCCUGAGAGGGAAUUAUGUGGCACCUGUUGGUUUUGUGCCUCCAAACUACCAGCAUCUCAGUGAUUCUACAUUUAUCAACACGGCUCCAGCCACAGGCAAUCACCAAAUUCCUCUACCAAGUGUUCCAGGUGGCAACUUUGUUGUGCCACCAUUGCACAGUGGUUCCGUGAUGCAGUCCGACCUUCAUUCCCAGCAGAAGUCCUAUAGAAACCUUGUGCCAGUCAUGCAUCAUCCAACUUACAUGAUGAAAGAAGUGAUUGUGAUCAAUGACUCUCCUGAACGCAGAAGUGAGCCUCAAGUUAGCAUGCUUCUCCCCUCUGCCCCUUCUCCGACAACAAUCUCAGUGCCAAAUGCUAUGCCGCCCCGGCCAUUUUACUGCCUUCCAUCGCAAGGCUCAAGUUUGCCAAGGGAGAGGGCUGUUGGAUCCCUACCUGGAUUUGCAAACGUUGGCUCAAUGGUUGGUGUCAGCUCAUCUAGUCAACGAAGCCAAACAGAAGUAGCCAAUCCUUACAUGCCAAUGGUUGGGGUCAGCUCAUCUAGUCAACGAAGCCAAACGGAUGUAGCCAAUCCUUACAUGCAAAAUCCGUUCUUCGUCCAGCCUCAAACUGGUUACAUAAGCCCACCUGUGUACUAUUCACAAAAUUUGCGGUGAUAAUUUUUCAGCAACUCAAAUGACCAGGAGAGCUCCAUUUAGCCUACCGGUCAUCACUGUCAAAGUGGGGGAAGUGAGUUUUGUGAUGGGUCUAAAAUGCUGAGAUUAGCGAACCUGCAUGAGAUGUCUGACUUUCAUGAGGAUUUUCGCAUAGGUUGCUUCAUUAGAUUUUGCUUCAAGGUAAACAUGUUUGCCUUCAAAGUAUUUUAAUUACAUCCUGCAAAGCUGCAGUAAAUUAUAGUAUGCAAUGCCAAUAGUUCUCCAAAGGAAUAUAUCUCAGUAUUUAUCGAAAAAACUAACAUCUUACAUUCCAGCAAGUUUUUUCGUUGUUGCUCUGUCCUUUUA